GGGACAGACAAUCUUUUACCUCUUACUAUCAAGCAAUACAACAUACUUUUUCUUUCACAAUUUCUCAAGGCUUUUUACUAUUUUAUUCUUAUCAAAUUCUUUCACUUUAUUUGGUUUCUUGGUUACUUUCCUUUUCGAAUUCUUAUUUUCAUCCUUUGAUUUUAGAGUUUUUCUCCACAAAAAUACUUAAAGACAAUCGAGUGUGAAUCCUACAUCCACAUUUUGGCGCCGCCUGUGGGGAGUUACCGCAAAACUCUUUAAUCUCAAAAUCUCUCUUUCUCAAACCAAGAAACUAUGGCUGAGCAGCAAGCUUUGAGCAGUGCAAUUGCCUUGCUUACUCAGACAACCACCGAUCUGACCAAUCAGAUGGGUACACUCGCUAGUGCCAACACCACUUUUGGUGAAAGGUUAAAUUCAAUCGAGCAAACCUUAACGACGCGAACAACGAUACGUCAGCGCAGGUUAUUCGCGACUCCCGGGAAUACCCAAACCCCUCUUGCAGGCCAACCCGCUAAUACUAGCAACCAGGCAGCCGUAGGGGAUGCGACUAACCCAACCGGGGAACAAGUUCCCCAGGGUCAGGGAAAUCUUCCUGAUGACGACGGAUUCUUCAUAGAAGAUCCUGACGUCACCCUAUCAGACGAUUUCAUCAAAGUUCGUCAAGAGCUUAGUGAAAUGAAAUCGAAAUUUCAUCAGGCGACCAGUUCGGCGCCUGAGAUCGAUCGAGUAAUCGAAGAAACUCGACGAACACCCUUCACUUCGAGAAUCUCGAAGCUUCGGAUCAAAAAUUCUCGAAAGGUCAAAUUACCAACUUACGAUGGUAAAGGCGAUCCUAAAAAUUACCUCGCUGCUUUUCAGAUCGCUGCUGGCAGAAUUGAUCUAGAACCAGACGAGGAAGAUGCCGGAUAUUGCAAACUAUUCUCCGAGAAUCUAUCCGGAUCGGCUUUAUUAUGGUUCACUCAGUUGGAGCCUGAAUCCAUUGAUAGUUUUAAGGAAUUGUCCUCCGCAUUCCUAAAACAGUAUUCCAUGUUCAUGGAAAAGGCAACCUCUGAUGCAGAUCUUUGGAAUUUAACCCAAGGUCAGAACGAACCACUUCGCAAAUAUAUCGCUAAAUUCAAAGAAGUGAUAGCCAAAAUUUCUGGGGUAUCGCACGCUGCUGCCCUUUCUGCUUUAAAAAACGGACUCUGGCAUGAAUUUCGAUUCCGGGAAGAAAUCAUCGUCAAUCGUCCAAGCACCAUCCAAGACGCUUUAUUUAGAGCUACUAAUGGGAUGGAGGCAGAAGAAGAAAAGCUUAGCCUCGCUAAAAAGCAUCGGCCAGCAAAAUUGGUUGUUGGAAAUCCAACUAAAAAGUUCGAACCAAAAGAUCAAAAACGGUUCGGAGUUAAUCCUGCUACUAACGCUGUAGGAAAACCCUCCCCAAGCAGAGGAAGAUACAAUUCUCCUAAUACUUGGGUUAGAGAUGAGAGUGCCUAUUGCGAUAUUCAUAGAGUAAAUGGGCAUUCCACCAAAGAUUGCAGCGUACUCAAAAAGCACCUCACCGAACUGUGGGCGGCUGGAGAGCUCGCUAAUUUCAAUAUCGAGGAGUUUGUGGAAUCUUAUCAUAAAGAAAAAGAAGAUUCCGAAGCGUCCAAUCCUCCUGAAAAGAAACAUAAGCCCAAUGGGCCCGGAACUCCGAACACUCCUAAGAAAAGGAUCGAUUCAAGUGAACAAACACCUUCUAUCUCUUUCGAUAAUUCGGAUACUCAAGGAUUAACAGGACCUCAUGACGAUGCUCUAGUGAUAACUUUAGAUGUUGCGAACUUCGAAGUAACUAGGUGUCUAAUUGAUACUGGAAGCUCGGUAGAUCUCAUAUUUCUAAGCACUUUGCAAAGAAUGGGAAUCAGUAAAGCCGAUAUUAUCGGUCCGCCAGCACCAUUGGUAGCUUUCACAAGUGACACUUCCAUGUCCUUAGGAAACAUAAAAUUACCAAUACUUGUUGCAGGGGUUCUAAAAAUCGUAGAAUUCAUUGUUUUCGACCGACCGGCCGCUUACAACAUAAUUCUUGGAACUCCGUGGAUUUACCAAAUGAAGGCUAUACCUUCAACUUAUCACCAAUGCAUGAAAUUUCCGACUCCUGCAGGAAUCGGAACCAUUCGAGAUCGAAAAGUAAAAAUCGGUACUACUUUAGAUUCAGAAAUCAAAGAUCAAUUGGUAACAUUCCUCAAGGAAAAUAAACAUACUUUCGCCUGGUCAGCAAAAGAUAUGCCCGGAAUCGACAAAAGUAUUAUCACCCAUGAUUUAAACGUUGAUCUCAGUUUUAAACCAAUAAAGCAGAAAAGAAGAAAACUGGGUCCUGACCGAGCUCAAGCGGUCAAUGACGAAGUUGAUAAGCUUUUGAAAAUUGGUUCAAUUAGAGAAGUAAAAUACCCGGACUGGUUAGCAAACCCCGUGGUAGUCAAAAAGAAAAAUGGAAAGUGGAGAGUAUGUGUCGAUUUCACCGACAUUAACAAAGCAUGUCCAAAAGACAGUUUUCCUCUCCCUCAUAUCGAUCGGCUCGUAGAAUCAAUGGCCGGAAACGAACUCUUAACAUUUAUGGAUGCAUUUUCUGGGUAUAAUCAGAUCAUGAUGAAUCCCGAAGAUGAAGAGAAAACAUCCUUCAUAACAGAUAGAGGAAUCUACUGUUAUAAAGUUAUGCCAUUCGGUUUAAAAAAUGCCGGGGCAACAUACCAACGUUUAGUUAACAAAAUGUUUGCAGAACAUUUGGGCAAAACGAUGGAAGUUUAUAUAGAUGACAUGCUCGUGAAAUCCCUUAAGAAAUCUGAGCACAUCACACAUCUCGAGCAGUGUUUCAAAAUUUUGAACGAGUUCGGAAUGAAAUUAAAUCCAGCUAAAUGUUCCUUUGGCGUGCCUUCCGGAGAAUUCCUGGGGUACAUAGUCACGGAAAGAGGAAUAGAAGCAAAUCCUAAUCAGAUUAACGCUUUCCUCACAAUGCCUUCGCCAAGAAACAUUAAGGAGGUCCAACGAUUGACAGGCAGAAUUGCUGCAUUAAAUCAUUUCAUAUCGAAAUCUACCGAUAAAUGUCUCCCCUUUUAUCAAAUUUUGAAAGGGAACAAAAAAUUUCGGUGGGAUGAUCAAUGCGAAGCAGCAUUUGGUCAACUCAAAACUUAUCUGACAACACCGCCGAUUCUCUCAAAACCUGAAUCAGAUGAAAAACUUUAUCUCUACAUUUCAGUCUCUAACCAUUCCGUAAGUGGGGUUUUAGUUCGAGAGGACCGAGGUGAACAAAAGCCAAUUUUUUACAUAAGUAAAUCUCUUACUAGUCCAGAAACGAGAUAUACCAUGAUGGAAAAAUUAGCUUUAGCAGUAGUCAUAUCUGCUAGAAAACUCAGACCUUAUUUCCAAUCUCAUCCGAUAGAAGUUUUAACUUCUUAUCCACUUCGCUUAAUUCUUCACGGUCCAAGUCAGUCCGGAAGAUUGGCGAAAUGGGCAAUCGAGCUCAGUGAGUACGAUAUAGAAUACAAAAGUCGGAUUAGCGGAAAAGCACAAGUCCUGGCUGAUUUUCUAACCGAACUACCAUUAAAUGAUGGAAUCUUUGUUGAAACGGACUCCACAUGGAAAUUACAUGCAGAUGGCUCUUCUUCUAAACAAGGAUCCGGAAUCGGUAUUAGGCUCGAAACUCCGUCAAAAGAAAUAAUUGAACAAUCAUUUCGAUUAAUGUUCCCGGCUUCAAAUAAUGAAGUGGAAUACGAAGCUCUCUUAGCAGGACUUCGGCUUGCUCUUGCAAUUGGAGCAGAAAAAAUAAUAGCUUAUUGCGAUUCUCAGCUAGUUGUAAACCAGUUCGCUGGAGAUUACGAAGCUAAGGCUCCUCGAAUGGAAGCUUAUCUUUCGGCUGUCAAAAAAUUAGCCGUAAAAUUCAAAGAAUUCGAAUUAGUUCGAAUACCUAGAGGAGAAAACACUUCGGCAGACGCUUUAGCUGCCCUAGCUUCUACCUCAGAUCCUGAACUCAAACGAGUUAUCCCAGUUGAAUGUAUUUCUUCGCGAAGUAUUUCGGUUGAAGAAACAGAAAACGAUAACAUUUCGGAGGCCGAAUACAUCGAAACUCCAAAACCAAGUUCCCGAAAUGAAAAUAGUUCACUUGUCAUCACCAGAUCACGAAUAAAGUCAAAAGAUGACGAACUUACUCCACCAUUGGAACUUCCUAAAAGAAAGUCAAGAAGAAAAUUAAAGGAUCAAGAGGUUCCCAUUAAAGAACCGUCUCAAACCGAACAGUCACUUCCAGGUGAUGUAGAGGUUCAGGAGACAAUCGAAGAUCCUGAUAUUCCUUCCGAACCCGAACCAAGGAAGUUUAUACUCAAGGAUAAUACUUCCGCUAAUGAUUGGGGGGCUGACUGGAGGGUACCCAUCAAAAAUUUCAUUCUUAAUGGAGAACUACCAUCGAACAAAUGGCAAGCUCGCAAAUUAAAAAUCAUCAGCGCUAAGUAUUGUAUAAUUAAAGAGUCAUUGUACAAGCGAGGCGUCAGUGAUCCUUAUCUUUUAUGUAUUUUCGGACCCGAAGUUGAAAUAGUGACAAGCGAGGUCCACGAAGGGCUUUGUGGUAGUCAUUCUUCGGGACGAGCAAUGGCUUUCAAAAUCAAACGGUUAGGAUAUUUCUGGCCAACUAUGAUUUCAGACUGCAUCGAUUACGCCAAACGGUGUAAAAAGUGUCAGAUGCACGCUCCUCUUAUUCACCAGCCAUCUGAAAUUCUAUCAUCUAUAUCCGCUCCAUACCCUUUCAUGAGGUGGUCAAUGGAUAUAAUCGGUCCGAUGCAUCGUUCAACACGAGGCGUCCAAUACUUAUUAGUUCUAACGGACUAUUUUUCCAAAUGGAUUGAAGCUGAAGCUUAUAUAAGCAUACAGGAUUCCGUAGUAAAGACAUUCUUGUGGAAACACAUUAUUUGUCGCUAUGGAGUUCCCUACGAAAUAGUAACGGACAAUGGUCCUCAAUUCAUUUCAAAUGAUUUUGAAGAUUUUUGUUCCGCUUGGGGAAUAAAACUUAGCUACUCAACGCCGAGGUAUCCUCAAGGAAAUGGACAAGCGGAAGCUUCCAACAAAACCAUUCUCAGCAAUCUUAAAAAACGCUUGAGUGCUCGAAAAGGUGGAUGGUAUGACGAGCUGCAACCUGUGUUGUGGGCUUAUCAAACAACCCCGAGGCGAGCAACGGGUGAAACUCCAUUCUCAUUAGUUUAUGGGAUGGAAGCCGUAGUCCCAGCCGAGCUGAAUGUUCCAGGUUUGCGCCGGAGCGAAGCUCCACUUAACGAGGAAUCGAAUUCUAAAUUAUUAGAAGAUGUUCUCGAUACCAUCGAUUAAAGGCGAGACGAAUCCCUUAUUCGACUUCAAAACUAUCAACAAUUGACCGCUCGAUACUAUAACUCAA
This is a messenger RNA of Arabidopsis arenosa, 5392 nucleotides long. The record is from the annotation of a GenBank genome assembly. NCBI's taxonomy places the organism in Eukaryota, Viridiplantae, Streptophyta, Magnoliopsida, Brassicales, Brassicaceae.